Molecule: messenger RNA, 3183 nt
Organism: Dendronephthya gigantea
Lineage: Eukaryota; Metazoa; Cnidaria; Anthozoa; Malacalcyonacea; Nephtheidae
Product: copine-1-like
Exons: 8
Coding region: 387-2180 (597 amino acids)
Biological process (GO): cellular response to calcium ion
Cellular component (GO): plasma membrane
Molecular function (GO): calcium-dependent phospholipid binding
Source: RefSeq, a predicted model, not a curated record
UGAAUGCUUGGAUUACCGCCGCCACGGCACGGGCUUUUAUAUGAAAUAUGAGUAAACACUUCAACGUGUGGUGUUAUUGGAUUAUCAUAUCAUCGACAAGGGCAACUAUGAGGUAUGCAUGGCACGGCAUAUACGGUCAUGGCUUAAGAUACUUUUUCUCAGCAAUAAAGUCUCUGCACAUGUGAAAUUUUUUGACAAUGUGUGCGGUCAAUAUGGAACGGCUGUUUAGACUGCUUCGGGGAGUAUAGAAACUACUACGAUAUUGCGGGAUUCAAACCACUAUAUAAGCCUAUCGGUCAAGUUGAGUUGUUGGUUAAUUCACUUAAUUGCAACUGGCUGUAUGAAGAAUCAAUCCUGAACACCAUUCGGGCAAAUACAAGUUGUUCAUGGCAAGAGUUAGCGAUAUCUACGGUAGUUUAAAGAAAUCUGUGCCCGCUUCUCAACCGCCAAGGAGGAAAUACGACGCGUUUCAACAUCAGAGAAAGCUGGAAAUGUACAUUCGUUGCACAGAAUUAUGUCAAGUCGAUCAGUUUAGCAAGAGCGACCCUCUGUGUGUUUUGUUCAUGAAGAAUAUGGGUCAAUGGUGUGAGUACGGUAGGACCGAAUCGAUUCCCAAUAAUCUUAAUCCGAGGUUUUGCCAAAGCAUCGGACUUGAAGUAGGAGGUGCCGAUACAUUACCAAUAAAACUAACCGUUUACGAUUUGGCUAAUUUCACCAGCAAGGACUUACGAAAACACGACGUCAUCGGCUCGGUGGAACUAGAUCUCAGGAACGUGCUUGAAGUAGAGCGUCCAUUUGUCGGCGAACUACGGAUGCCGGGUGACACGAAGGCACGAGGAUACAUUUAUGUGUAUUUUAAGGAUAUCAAAGACACGAAAAGCAAACUGACGUUCCAGGUUAAGGGGGCAAAGCUUACGAAAAGGGGGAUGUUUGCAAAGUGUAACGCGUAUUUUGAGGUUUGUCGUAAGAUUCAAGAAGGCACUAACGAAGAAUUUCAUCCGGUGUACAGAUCACAGAUUGUGGCCCGCAGCCAGGAACCAAGAUGGCAACCAGCUGACAUACCACUCCACAAGCUAUGUGAUGAUGUUGACAACGACGCAAGCAUUCUUCUCCAAUGUUGGCAUUUUAUUCAAGAUGGCGGAGACGAACUCAUUGGAGAAGCUCACUGCUCGAUAAAUGAUCUUUUAAAACAAGACCAGAAAGUCGUUCAGCUUUACUCACAACAGCAGAUCAAGUCGAAGCGGCCAAAGUCGUCUGGAAGUCUGAAAAUAUUGCAAUGCUGUCUGGAGCGACAAUAUAAUGUACUGGAUUUCAUUCGUGGGGGAUGCGAUAUGAAAUUUGUUUGUGCGAUUGACUUCACUCUGUCAAAUGGAAGACCCAAAGAUAACUACUCGUUGCACAGUAUGCUGAGUGAACAUAACGAAUAUCUAGAGGCGCUACGGUCGCUCGGUUCAGUCCUCUCGUACUACUGUGUGGACAAACGACAUCCUGUGUUUGGAUUCGGUGCGAGGUUGCCUGAUGAAGAUGUCAUCUCUCAUUGCUUCUCCCUGAACGGAAAUGAGAAUUCACCACAGAUUCACGACCUAGAGGAAAUCAUCGAUGCGUACCUACGUCGUAUUUCAACUCUUACGUUCGCCGGACCAACAUUCUUAGCGCCGGUCUUUCGUCGCAUUUUACGUGAUCACGUGCCUGUCUCGAAUCAGUCCUCUCAAUGUUACGUCACGGUCCUAAUAUUGUUGGAUGGAAUUGUGAAUGAUUUAGAUGAGCUACUGCCAGAGGUCCGGAAAGCUAAGGAGCUGCCACUGUCAAUCGUGAUUGCCGGAGUUGGACCAGGCAACUUUCAUUCGAUGAAGGAUAUUUGUAGCAACAAGAAGAACGAAGCAAGAUGGAAUCUUCAUUUUGUGGCAGUGAGAUCAAAUAACAGCAAAAAUAUUUCGCAAGGAAAGGUGCGGGACAUCAGUGCACAGGUGUGCCGGGAUUUGAUUGCGUAUAUGAAAUUGAAGAACAUCCAUCCUAACCCAGAGAAGACUGUAAAGAUGAAGCCCCUUUACGAGUCGCUUGAUCUCGAGUCCACAGCCGACAGAAAAACAUUGGCGAAGUCGUUGUCACAGAUAAACGAUAUUAAAUCAUGCUGCCCUUCCUGCGGCUCUAACAUUACCAAAGUGUUCCCUGCUAUGUAGGGAUGAUUUAAGGCUGGCUUCCAGUCCUUCAUUAUCCUCCAGUGCAUGCUUAUCGGGCAGAAAAGUAUAUUUCAACAAAAAACUAAUUUUGUUCUUUACAAUAAAGAAACCAUAAUGUUCGAUCCAGUCUGGAGGAUAGUUUUCCUGACUGGAAACCAGAAUUUAGCAACACUUCAGUUAGUAUGAUUUAGACCGAUAUAUUUAUUAACUUUGCUAUCGUUGCAAUGGCUACCUGUGAAAGGUUGAAAGAAAAGAAAACGUUGAAAAUGCCUACCUGUACAGUUGUCAACGAUCAAUUCAUUGUUAUAGAAAUACCAUGCAUACUCUCUGUCUACUAGCUAUAUUCCCUGUCCAAAUAGUUAUUGUCACUACAACGAAACGACUGCAUGUGAUCGAUUCAAGGCCGCAUGAACUGAAUUUAAUUAGGUUGAAUAAUUAUGAUCCGUUAAAUGCCUAUAGGAAGAGUUGAGCCAAUUCUAAAGUAAAAAGUAAAUUUAUAUACAUUAAAUAGUAUAGAAAAGUUUUAUACAUAGAAAAUAUUUGCAAAUUAAGACCAUUGCCCAACUUGCUAUGGUAAUUAUAUCAGUUCUAGAAAUGAAGAAUGUACAUAAUAACCUUUGCAAGUUGUGCAAUGUUUGUUUUUGGUUUUUCAACAUAACAAACGAGGUUGUUGAAUAGUUUGAUUUGCAAAACAUUGCAUCUUCGUAAAAAUGUUUGAAGAAUAGUUCAGACAUUUUGAUUCAGUUCUUGCAUUCAGUGGGCGAACAGGGACUAAACGUUAAAAUAUUUAGCUUCAAAGUCAAAGAUAGGAUCAGGUUAUCGCUUCACGAUAACUGGUUCAGCAUAGAACAUUUUUUCGAUUCUGUCCAGCUGCAAAGGUGAUGUAGCAACUGUGCAAGUUGAUUUCAUUAUGCCUCAGUGGAACUCUGGCAACGAAAUUUGUCCAUUUCUAAUUUUUAAAAGCCAUGUUUACACAGGCAAGUUUUUUCAGACAUGUAAUAAA